ACCUGUGUUUCCUGCCCAGAACCUUUGGACCAGGCACAAUGGCCACAAAGAUGCCCAUCCUGCUGUCUCUGUUGCUCUUUCUGAAUCCUGCAGUCCCUCAGAAGACCCAAGCUGGUACUUACACCCUGACGUAUCUCUACACUGGAUUGUCCAGGCCCACUGGAGGCUACCCGUGGUUGCAGGCCAUUGUCUUCCUCAAUGACCAGGCCUUCUUCCACUAUGACAGUGAAAGUGGUAAGGCUGAACCCCUGGGACCAUGGAAACAUAUAGAAGGAAUUAAGAAUUGGAAGCAGGAGAGUCUUCUUCAGAAGGUGAGAGAGAGCAUCUACCUGGAGACUCUGGAAGACAUCAUGGCCUUUUACAAUGACAGCAAUGGGUCUCACAUCCUACAGGAAAGGUUAGGUUGUGAGCUCCAUGAUAACAGCAGCAGUGGAGCAUUCUGGAAAUCUGCCUAUGAUGGAAAGGACUUCAUUGAAUUCAACAAAGAAAUCCCAGCCUGGGUCCCCUUAGACCCAGCAGCCUGGAACACCAAGAAGAAGUGGGAGGCGGAGGAAGUCUACGUGCACAGGGCCAAGGCCUACCUGGAGAAGGAGUGUCCUGACUUGCUGCGAGGGUACCUGAACUACAGCAGACACAUCCUGGACCAGCAAGAUCCUCCCUCUGUGUCAGUCACCAGCCGCAAGACCCUAGGAAAAAACAGUAUCCUCAAAUGCCAGGCCUAUGGCUUCUACCCACAAGAAAUCAGUCUGCACUGGACUCGGGCUGGUGAGGUGCAGGAGUCUGAGUCAGGGGGAGAGGUCCUGCCCAGCGGAGAUGGCAAAUACCUGUCCUCCAUGGAGUUGUCGGUGCUGCCUCAGGACAGAGACACUUACUCUUGCCUUGUGGAGCACAGUGCCCUGGCCCAGCCCCUCUCGGUGUCCUGGGAUCACAGGGGCUAGGGGCACUAUGGGGACUCAGCCCCAGUAGCCACCUUUUCUGCCUGUCCUGAGAGAGAUGAACUUCAGAAGAGAAGGAGAUUCGGAGACAGAAGAGAGAUUCAGAGAGAAAAGAUGGGAACCUGAGCACAGAGCUGACUCUCAAGGCCAGGUCGCCCUACCUCCCUACCCGCCCCCCAAUGUCUAAUCUGUAGAAUCUAAUAUACAAUAACCUCAUUGCCAAGCACAACACAGAAAGGUAUUUUCUUUUUAAUAUGAGUUGCUUUUAUCACUUGUCCUAUUUCUAAGCAUUUGAGUUUUCUGAAAUUCUUGGUUUCCACUGAAAGACAAGUUUCCUGGGUACCUUGACCUGAGCAAUCCCAAGUGUCCCUUACACCACGUGGUCCCUUGAGUACUGUCCAGGCUUCCAUUGCUGAUAUCUGCAGAUGGAGCCAUGGGCCCUCUUACUGUGUAGUCCUAGAAAUCUGCAAUCUCCUUAAUAAAAAAAAAAUCAAGCCUCUUAUGUGCCUCAGUUUCCCCAGUACUCACUCAUUCCUUGUAAGAUGUCACCAUCCAUUCCAGCUGUUCAACAUUACCCACAGCAUGUUGGCUUUGGCCAACACACAGUUAGACCUUAUUUGAGAACCCUCAGUCCCCCAGGGCCCAACUCAACAAAGCAGGAAUUGGCCUGAGGUUCUAAGACUCCUUCCACAUCCCUUUGAGUGUGUUUGUUCAACUGAGUCAUCAACUACACUGGAUUAAACUUCAGAAUACAGAACAGAA
This is a messenger RNA of Nycticebus coucang (slow loris), 1697 nucleotides long. RefSeq names its product zinc-alpha-2-glycoprotein-like. Lineage: Eukaryota; Metazoa; Chordata; Mammalia; Primates; Lorisidae. The transcript is spliced from 4 exons. Gene Ontology annotation, biological process: immune response. The coding region runs from base 39 to 938 and encodes 299 amino acids. Gene Ontology annotation, cellular component: external side of plasma membrane. The record is from RefSeq and is a predicted model, not a curated record.